GCAUGUGAGGUGUUCAAACAGCACCCACCUUUGCAUGGCACAUGCUCAAGCAUGUCAGUUAUUCUCAUUCUUCCUAGCCUCCUGUGCCUUUUAAAGGUGACAGGCUCCCCACAGUAUGAACAGUCCUGAACAGGAAGUUACCUUUUGAAAGUAUAGAAGAAUGCCAGUCUUCAUGCUUCUGAAGCUUCUCGUGGCUUCCUACCAUCCACACAAUAAUGUCCACAUCCUGUUCCUUGACAUCCAAGGACAGCAGCCAUCUGGUUCUGACCCUGCUGCCUGCCUUCCAGUCCCACUGGCUUCCUCUCUAUCAGCUAGUCUGGGAUCUGCAUCGUCUCCCCCAGUUCCAGACCAACCCUGCUCUUCUUCUGAGCCCAGAUCCUCUGUCACUUCCUCCCUGAAGCCUCCUUCAGUACCCUGGCCCCUCCUGCGAUAGCCCUGCCCCAGCCAGCACUUAGGUUCUGUCUUACUUGGGGCCUGAGCACUCUCUGUGCCCCCCAGCAGGGGCCUGGGUUCCCAGUGGGAUUCUGUACAUAGGUGUUGAGUGAUGGAAUGAACAAAUGGGUGAGUGGUCAGGAGUGGGAUUCUCUGUGGCCGGGACACUUCCUGCUGCAGGGUUUCCAUUUAAUGGAUGACCCAGAGAAAGACUCGGUCCCUCCUGAAGGAGGAACGGCAGGCAGGAGGGAAGAUGGGUCUGUCUUACAGGAUGCAGAGAGGUGAGGCAACCUCAUUUUCUUCUUCCAAGGAUCUGGGCAUCAGAUGGUAGCUGACUUAUUGCCAAGGCCCAGCCAUGUGCUCUGAGUGUUCACUGUCUGAACUUGCACUUGAAAAUGCAGGCCUAGGGGGCACCUCCCUUUCCUCCAGUGGCUAUUUUCUGGAAUCCAGCCACUGCUGGAACAUGAAUCUCAAUUUCUAUGCAAAUGGGAACAAAAAGGGCUGUAUCUGAUCUCUUUCAUGUCCUCCACAGAGACCAGCCCAGCUUUUUUUCAUAAGGGGGGCGGGGGAUCAGGCAAGCUCCCUGCUCAAGAGGAGGUCACAGGUUAUGGGGGAGAGAGGGCAGUACCAGAUGGAAAUUGCUAGACUGAAGGAUGAUAGACAACCAACUGGGCCACUCUGGAGCAGGGAGGGGUGCAUGGCCAGCACAGAGCUUGGGGGUGUGGCGGAGGCAGCAUCCGUGCUGGACGCCAAGGGGAGUUGGCAUCUUAAAGGUGGUAGGAUUUGGGUAAAAGGAGGAGAAGGGAAAAAGCACCCCAGGUGGAGGCCCUGAGAUAUGGGAGAGCCCUGGGUAUUAGACAGUGGGGAUUUCCUGCUUGGAUGGAGCAAAGCAUGGGAGAGGAGGUUAGAGAGUGAAUGGAAAGCAGUAUCAAAACAAGUUCACAGCCAUAUGUGCCAGAAGGCCUGAACCAGCCCUGAAUCAUUUAAAAUUUCCAAGUUCAGGGAUGCUUGAAAUAUGCCAAUUUCACAGAAAUGACCAGAAGUGCAAAAAAUCUACAAACUCAACAGUUGCGGCCAACCGGGUCAAAGAGCAAAGACCCGGGAGUAUAUGGCUGGUGACAGGGACACGCCGCUCACCUUGUUGGUGAAGAUACAGCCUGCCCUGCUUUUCAGGGUUGAGCCAUCCCCAGCACCUUGUUCUCUCCUGAAUGCGCAGUCAAUGACAGCCACUCCCAUCGUUCCCUUACUUUGAUCUUGGAGGGAGGCAGAGCAGUGGUUAAAAUUCUACUUUGCAGAAGAGGCACCUUAGGUCCAGAGAGGAGAGUAAUACAUUCAAGACCUUCAGAGCCUGAUGGCUCUGAGCUGGGGGACCCAUUCACCCCUGAGCCCCAUGCCCGUGGGGCUACUAGGCCAGUUCACGCCUGGGGUAGGAGGCACAGCACCUCCGGAAGCUUCAGUUCUAGGGGGCUAGUGCCGACAGCUAUUGGACCUCUGGGGUGUGCUGCUUCAUAGGGGCUUUUGCAAGGAGGGCAGAUAUGGGCUAGAAUCAUGCUGUCCUUGAGCUGGGAACAAACCUCAUCUUGGUGGCUGCCUGCAGGCUGUCUCUUAGGCCACGAAGGAUCUGGCAAGGAUGAAGAAAUGGGGGAGCUCAGAUUCAGGGCAGGCUGAGGACCCAUCCCAAGAGGACUCCUGCCCAGACCCCCUGGAUGGAGACCCUAAUUCCAGGUCAGCUCCAGCCAAGCCCCACUUCUUCCCCACGGCUAAGAGCCGCAGCCGGCUUUUUGGGAAGUGUGACUCAGAGGAGGCUUCACCUAUGGAUUGCUCUUACGAAGAAGGCCAGCUAGCCUCUUGCCCAGCCAUCACAGUCAACCCCGUUGUCAUCAUCCAGAGGCACGAGGAUGGCCCCACAUGUGCCAGGCAGCCGUCCCAGGAUUCUGUCACUGCCGGAUCUGAGAAGAGCCUCAAGCUCUACGAUCGCAGGAAGAUCUUUGAAGCCGUCGCUCAGAAUAACUGUGAGGAGCUGCAGAGCCUGCUGCUCUUCCUGCAGAGGAGCAAGAAGCACCUGAUGGACAGCGAGUUCAAAGACCCAGAGACAGGGAAGACCUGUCUGCUGAAAGCCAUGCUCAACCUGCACGAGGGACAGAAUGACACCAUCCCCCUGCUCUUGGAGAUUGCCCGGCAGACGGACAGCCUGAAGGAGUUGGUCAAUGCCAGCUACACAGACAGCUACUACAAGGGCCAGACGGCCCUGCACAUUGCCAUCGAGAGGCGGAACAUGGCACUAGUGACCCUCCUGGUGGAGAAUGGGGCAGACGUCCAGGCUGCAGCCAACGGGGACUUCUUUAAGAAAACCAAAGGGCGGCCUGGCUUCUACUUUGGUGAGCUGCCCCUCUCUUUGGCUGCAUGCACCAACCAGCUGGGCAUCGUGAAGUUCCUGCUGCAGAACUCUUGGCAGCCAGCGGACAUCAGCGCGAGGGACUCCGUGGGCAACACAGUGCUGCAUGCGCUGGUAGAGGUGGCCGACAACACAGCAGACAACACCAAGUUUGUGACAAGCAUGUACAAUGAGAUUCUGAUCCUGGGGGCCAAGCUCCACCCAACACUGAAGCUGGAGGAGCUCACCAACAAGAAGGGGCUGACACCACUGGCUCUGGCUGCCAGGACUGGGAAAAUUGGGGUCUUGGCCUAUAUUCUCCAGAGGGAGAUCCAGGAGCCCGAGUGCAGGCAUCUGUCCAGGAAGUUCACGGAAUGGGCGUAUGGGCCCGUGCACUCCUCGCUCUACGACCUGUCCUGCAUUGACACUUGUGAGAAGAACUCAGUGCUGGAGGUGAUCGCCUACAGCAGCAGUGAGACCCCUAAUCGCCACGACAUGCUUUUGGUGGAACCACUGAACCGACUCCUGCAGGACAAAUGGGACAGAUUUGUCAAGCGCAUCUUCUACUUCAACUUCUUUGUCUACUGCUUGUAUAUGAUCAUCUUCACCACAGCAGCCUACUACAGGCCUGUGGAUGGCUUGCCUCCCUAUAAGCUGAAACACACCAUUGGGGACUAUUUCCGAGUCACUGGCGAGAUUCUUUCUGUAUCAGGGGGAGUCUACUUCUUUUUCCGAGGGAUUCAAUAUUUCCUGCAGAGGCGGCCAUCCCUGAAGACCUUGUUUGUGGACAGCUACAGUGAAAUGCUUUUUUUUGUGCAGUCACUGUUCAUGCUGGGGACCGUGGUGCUGUACUUCUGCCACCACAAGGAGUACGUGGCCUCCAUGGUGUUCUCCCUGGCCAUGGGCUGGACCAACAUGCUCUACUACACCCGCGGCUUCCAGCAGAUGGGCAUCUAUGCUGUUAUGAUUGAGAAGAUGAUCCUGAGAGACCUGUGUCGCUUCAUGUUUGUCUACCUUGUUUUCUUGUUCGGGUUUUCCACAGCGGUGGUGACGCUGAUUGAGGAUGGGAAGAAUAACUCUGUGACAGCUGAGUCCACAUUGCACAGGUGGCGAGGGCCAGGCUGCCGGCCUCCUGACAGCUCCUACAACAGCCUUUACUCCACAUGUCUGGAGCUUUUCAAGUUCACCAUUGGUAUGGGUGAUCUGGAGUUCACAGAGAACUAUGACUUCAAGGCUGUCUUCAUCAUCUUGUUGCUGGCCUACGUGAUUCUCACCUAUAUUCUUCUGCUGAACAUGCUCAUCGCCCUCAUGGGUGAGACUGUUAACAAGAUUGCGCAGGAGAGCAAGAACAUCUGGAAGCUACAGAGAGCUAUCACCAUCCUGGACACGGAGAAGAGCUUCCUUAAAUGCAUGAGGAAGGCCUUCCGCUCAGGCAAGCUGUUGCAAGUGGGGUACACACCUGAUGGCAAGGAUGACUACAGGUGGUGUUUCAGGGUGGAUGAGGUCAACUGGACCACCUGGAACACCAAUGUAGGUAUCAUCAAUGAAGACCCAGGCAACUGUGAGGGCAUCAAGCGCACCCUGAGCUUCUCCCUGCGGUCAGGCAGAGUUUCAGGAAGAAACUGGAAGAACUUUGCCCUGGUUCCCCUUUUAAGAGAUGCAAGUACAAGAGAAAGGCCCUCUGCUCAACCAGAGGAAGUUCAUCUGAGACACUUUGCAGGGUCCCUCAAGCCAGAAGAUGCUGAGGUCUUCAAGGAUCCUGUUGCUUGAGGGGAAAAGUGAGGGACCCCUCUAGGGUACUCCUAACACUGUUGGGCCUCAGAAUAUCUCACUGUGGAGGGAACAACAGGGCCCUCUCAGCGGCCUGGCUUGGCCUGUGCCUGCCCAGGCACUUUCCUCCCCUGCUCUGCACAAGCUACGGGAAGCAUUGUUGGGUGCAUGGGGAGAGCUAGUCAUCCAGCCUCACUGUCCCCAAGGGAGUCUUCCACCAGGAAAUUAUUUUGCUCUCAUAUUUUUACUAACUUUGUUAGGUAUCAUGAAUGAUGAAUCUUGUGUGGACAUAUGUGAUGCCAUUGUUUUAUUUUAUAUGACUAGGAGUGAAUGUAAAUGAGGCCCAGGAAAACACCUCUUGGAACAAAACAAAACAUGUCCUUUGAUGUAAACUGCUGCAGCUGUUCUCUGUGUUGUGUUUAAUACCUCCUCCGAAACAGAGUGGGCUGAGGGGGGUGUCAUUUAUAUCUCAGAGAAGGUGGGGGAAGGCUGGCCCUAUUUCUAGCUCUGCCAGAAUCAGGUUUCGCUAGAGUGACUUCCUCGUUCUAUGUGAUACAUCAUGGCCCCCAAAACAGAACUCUUUUGCUGUCCAGAUGAAAGUACAGCACGUGUCUUAAAAGCAUGUGGCAAGAAUUUUUUCAUGGUCUUCCAUUUGUAGCAACUGUAGUCCUACUCCCCCGCAGUGGUCCUACUUCCACCUCCAUGCAUCCUGUCACUCAUCACAUAAAUAAAUAAAUAAACAAACAAAUAUCA
Mustela erminea (ermine) is the source of this 5329-nucleotide messenger RNA. It is a transcript of the gene TRPV1, whose product is annotated as transient receptor potential cation channel subfamily V member 1. The record is from RefSeq and is a predicted model, not a curated record. Gene Ontology annotation, biological process: calcium ion import across plasma membrane. Gene Ontology annotation, cellular component: membrane. Lineage: Eukaryota; Metazoa; Chordata; Mammalia; Carnivora; Mustelidae. Gene Ontology annotation, molecular function: protein binding; calcium channel activity. The transcript is spliced from 15 exons. Bases 2063 to 4576 code for a protein of 837 amino acids.